AUGGAGCAAAACAGCUCUUCAAACGGGCCUAUGCUAGGGAAUCAUAUUCGCAAUCGCACUAAGUUCACCAAAGAGCAGCUGACAAUCCUCAUCAACACCUUUAACCAAAUGCCUUACCCACAUUAUGCUACCAGACAAAGACUUGCUUUGGAAAUCAACGUUGAAGAGUCAAGAAUCCAGGUUUGGUUUCAGAAUCGCAGAGCUAGAUCCUUCUUCCAGGAGAGACGAGAACUUAAGGAGGCCCUGCAAUCCAGCCAAGGCCCUGGGCAAGAUCACCUUCCAAAAGGGACUCCCAGUGAACAGAUCCGACGGCCCCGAACCACCUACAGCGCCUCUCAGCUGUGCACCCUCUUCAAGGCCUUCAAGARAAACCCCUACCCUGGGAUCCAUUGCAGAGAACAGCUUGCUAAGAAAAUUGGAGUUCCUGAGUCSAGAGUUCAAACUUGGUUUCAAAACAGAAGAUCUAGAUUACAUGUGAAGAUCAAAAAAGAACCCGAUGAAUCCUUCCAACAGGCCAGGGACAAGAUCGGGGACAGAGUUCAAGGUAUGGAAAGCUCAGAAAAUGGCAAACUUGAGCUCUCAUCMUUCAGUCACUUCUCAGAAGCCCCAACUCUGACCACUGCUGCACUGGGAACCCAGCCUUUGGGGAACCUUCUGGAUCCAAACUACAGUGGUAACAUGAAUGKUAACCAGCUUCCUUCACAAACUGAAGAGUGCUUCCACAUUCCUGGCUCUACACAACAGACACAUUGCUAG
Molecule: messenger RNA, 756 nt
Organism: Urocitellus parryii (Arctic ground squirrel)
Lineage: Eukaryota; Metazoa; Chordata; Mammalia; Rodentia; Sciuridae
Source: RefSeq, a predicted model, not a curated record